CGCAAGCCUUGCCGCUACAACACCUCCGCUCCGCCUGCAGCUGGCUACCUAUACUAGCGUACCUACAUACCUCCAUCCUACCAAUCUCCAACCGUCACCAUGUCCGAGGAAAUCAUUUGCACGGCGGUCAUAUCGCCAAAGGUGGACAAGGUCGACGAGGUCGAGAAGAUCCUCACGACGUUCACGGCAUGGGUGCACGCCUUUGAGCCCGACACGCUCAAGUACCAGCUCUUGAAGCAGAUCACGGGAGAGACGCCCGAGUUCAUCAUGCACGAGAGGUACAAAUCCCAAGCCGCGAUCGAGGCGCACGAGUCCAGCGAGACGUUUCAGAAGGCGGCCGGGCAGCUGAAGGACCUGCUCGCGCGCCCGCUGUCCAUUUACUGGUCGCGCCCGGUUGCGGGAUUCGAGAACCGGGAUAGGGGGACGCUACAUAUGUAAUGCAAGAGCAGGAAAUGGCAGGAAGAAGAAAGCAAGGAAAGAGAGGUGACGAGGGAAGGAAAGAAAAAAGAGAGAGGGGAAAUUGUUUAUAGUGAGUAAGAGGAUGUAAAAGACUGUAGGAGAUAUGGAGAGCGAGGGCGUGUUUGCUACCUGCUUACGAACAUACCUACACACCUACCUAUGGACCUCGUGGACUACUC
Molecule: messenger RNA, 638 nt
Organism: Aplosporella prunicola CBS 121167
Lineage: Eukaryota; Fungi; Ascomycota; Dothideomycetes; Botryosphaeriales; Aplosporellaceae
Exons: 3
Coding region: 100-438 (112 amino acids)
Source: RefSeq, a predicted model, not a curated record